UCAGCGGCAGCGGGACGGAAAUGUAUCUUGUGAAGUGAAUUUCUUAUUUACUAUCAAUUUAUAUUGAUUGAGCCCAAAAUGGGGACAGAAGUAGCAAUAUCGUUUACGGCACUUCGUGCUCAGCUGGAAUCAGAACGGAGCAGCUUGUAUAAAAUAGACGAAAACAUCAAAAAGAUAGUCCAAACGACGGGUCGAUUCUCUAACGAUAGGUUCAAUAACUCGUCUAGUGACUACUUAAAAGGUGGACCACGUUUAGGAGGCCGAAAUUCAUUCCCUGACUCUAGACAAAAUGACGAUUCUUUUGGAAAGAGAAAACAAGAAACCAAAACAGUUUUUAGCAGAUUAUCAGCCCGCACACCAGGCAGUGAUGACGAGGAAUCUGGCGGCAAACGUCCGCGUGUCAUCUCCCAGGUGUCGCGCGAGCUGCCAACUCGGGCGGCCGUGCUGCGCGCGCAGGGCGGCGACGAGCAGGCGCGGACGCGCAACCGGCGGAUCUUCGGCUCGCUGCUCGGGACACUGCAGAAGUUUAAACAGGAAGAGAUUGUGCUGCAAACUAAGGAAGAAAAAAAGGCGCAGGUGGAAAGAAAAAUAGAGGAGCAAGCUCGAGUACAGAAAGAAAAAGAACAGAAGGAAAGAAAGACGCUCUUUGCUGAGAGAGAACACAAAAAAGCCACAAUCAAAGCCCUCGAAGCCAAGAUGGCACGAGUCCAAGAAUUUGAGAAGUGGGAGGCGUCUCAGAAGAAUCUGGGUAACUUUAUACUGACGCGAGCCAAGCCACAUAUAUACUGGAUACCCAAGAAGAUGACCGACAAGGCCACAGAGAAGCUCAACUCCAGUAGAAAGUAUCACGAGACUAAAUAUGGUCCUUUGUAUCGCAAAUGCAUGGUAAAGAAGCGCGCCGAGCUGCAAGAAGAACUACAACGGAUAGAGCAGCGCUGCCUGCGCGCGCGCGGCCCGCAGGCCAAGGAGAACGAGCCCGCUAGAGACGGGGACGGCGCCAAGAAGCGGGACAAGUUCGCCAACGACGCCGACCACAAGGACGGGGACGACAGCGACGGCGACGGGGAGGAGCAGCAGGACCACGAGCCGCAUACACAGCCUGAGGGCAACGGGCAUGCGGAGAUCAAGGAGGAGCCUGUAAAAGAGGAAACGAAACUGGACACAACCACCGAGCAGAACUCUACAAUGGAAGCGGAGAAGCCCCGAGAAGACUCGCACAUGUCGGUGGACAGCAGCUGGAUACAGAGCGCGGAGCCGCCGCCUGAACCCGCCCGGGUGCAAGCUGCAUGCGAGCUGUAGUGUAGGACAACAUGUUAACUGUAUAUGUGGAGGGUUAGAAUUCUGAGCUUUGGUCUCCAUUUGACCCUGUACCACAAUCCAAGUAACUAAACAUUUGUACAUGUCAUUGCAAAGAUUUAAAGCCCGCCCAUACGCGUCGCGUGGCUACAGUUCAACAUCAACCUUUGCGCAAAAUAUUGGUUUUUAAAUAGAGUAGGCGGUUAGUUCUUGGUAUGCCCGGAAUGUAUACAAACAUUACAAACUUCUAUAGGUGAGGUGAUGCUGUAAGUGGCGUAUGGUGAUGGUUUUAAACAUACGCCGUGGUCGAAAUCAGCCAGGACGGAUGGUUAUCUAGAGACCAAAAGCCUAAAAUCAAAGAAAUUAUUAUGCUGUGAUAGUGUCAGUUACAUUAGAUAUUUUGAUUUUUCUAAAACAGUACUAGUCUGUUUGGAAAGAGAAGAAUCAAGUAAAGUGCAGUUAAUUUUAAGACUCUUCUUUCUGUACAGACUAAUAUGUUUAUUUGUUUGAGCACAAGGUUUGUACGAGCCUGUUAGAAGGUUGAAGCGUGAAUAAGAACUGUGCGUUUCUCCAGAAACUUCCUGCCCCGCACAGCUAAACUGUGGAAUGAAUUGUCGCCUGCGGUAUUUCCGGACCGAUACGACCUUUAAAUCUUCAAGAAAAGAGCGUACACCCAUCUUAA
This is a messenger RNA of Leguminivora glycinivorella, 1978 nucleotides long. RefSeq names its product pinin (gene Pnn). Lineage: Eukaryota; Metazoa; Arthropoda; Insecta; Lepidoptera; Tortricidae. Bases 79 to 1299 code for a protein of 406 amino acids. The record is from RefSeq and is a predicted model, not a curated record. Gene Ontology annotation, cellular component: catalytic step 2 spliceosome. The transcript has 7 exons.